Messenger RNA from Suillus fuscotomentosus, 3140 nucleotides. RefSeq lists its product as uncharacterized. The transcript has 11 exons. The coding region runs from base 124 to 2961 and encodes 945 amino acids. Lineage: Eukaryota; Fungi; Basidiomycota; Agaricomycetes; Boletales; Suillaceae. The record is from RefSeq and is a predicted model, not a curated record.
GGCGACCGUCAUGAACUGGAGACGGAAAGCAAGUUCAACCUCAGCUUGACAGCAGAUUCCAAUUCUGUCGGGAUUGUCGAGCGAUCCACGUCGAAGACUGUGGUAUCGAAAAUUCAUGGGCCAAUGGAUCAGAACACCAAUGCCCCUGCGUUCCCUUUGUCCCAAAUGACCACGCUACCUCCUUCUGACCCGGGUAUCCCACAGGAUGCGGAAGCCAAACUUAUACAGUCUGAAUGCAAACACCAGUCUUCAACUGGGGUCGACGCAGCUUCGAUUGACCUCGUGCAGACCUCGAACUAUGAUUGCUCAACUGAGAUCCAAGAGUACCGAUCAGCUCAGUUAUUCUCCUGUAGUGACGAGCCUGGAGCAACCUUAUCUACCCACGUCUACUUGUCCUUGGAACAGAACAAUCCAAACUCACUGCCAUCCAUCGACAAAGCAGUUGAGAAUAUGCAGGAGUCGAGUUCGGUCAAUGGAAUUUCAAAAUCUCUGACAUCGACGACAUAUCAGAGCCAUUCUCUUGUCGCCAGCACGCACGAAAAAUCUUGUGGCCAAGAUAUGACCAAGGACCAGCCUAAUCAAGGUUCAUCCUCCCCAAAAUAUGAGGCUGAUGAAGAGGGUGUAACAGCAGAUCGCAAGCACCAGGCCAUCAUAGAGUUGAGAUGCGAGUCUCAGUCUUCAGAUGUCAACGAGGUGUCAAAAACUUUCGAAUCGGAGCACACCUGGCUGUCUCUUUCCGAACCGGGUGUUCCACAGGAUGCGGGAAUCAAUUUCAUUCAGUCUGGACGAGAGCACCAGACCUCAGAGAUUAACGUAGCUUCAAAGACUUUCGUGCGAACCUCAAGCCAUUGCUCAAUUGAGAACAGAGUUCAGAGUUCUCUAGUCACUGUGCAAGAAGAACCCUGGUGCCAACCUCGUCAAUGCUUUUCUGCUCGGAAACUUGACAUCAACGAACUACCAGACUCUCCAAAACAUGAGGCUGAUGAAGAGGGUGUAACUGCUGAUCGCAUGCACCAGGCUAUCGUAGAGUCGAGAUACGAACGCCAGUCUUUAGAUGUCAACGAGGUUUCGAAGACUUUCGAACCGGAAUCCACCAGGAUUCAUCACUCGCUUGAGAGCGGUGAAUGGCACACCCAACGACAAGGUCGACAACAGGUAUAUUCAUCUGGUAUCGUCGGACCUCAAGUUGGGGAGAGCAACACAUCUCCAUUAAACGUCACAAUCAAGAAUAUACAUACGUCAAGUACAACGCCUGACGAUCUUCGGAGCUCACCUGUGCUUGAAGGCACAUCAGCGAUGGAGCAGACUCCUCCUGCAGGUGAUUCAUUACAAGGGGCUUCUGAUCGUGAUGUGACCAGGGUCCGAUAUAGUAGUCGAAGCUCAUCCAUCCCGAAAUUUGAGGACAACAAUGUCGACGUAUCAGCAGGUUAUAUGCGCCAGGCUUUGGUGACCAGAGGAGACUAUCAUGAACAGAGGAUGGACAGCGAGGUUGAGCAAAAUUUGGCGUAUCAUUUCUGCAGCGUCGGAAUGCUCGGGCGAUCGACUUCAGACACUGUGAUAGGGAACAAUGAUAGGCGGAUGGAAAAGGACGCCGAAGACACUGCGUUUCCCUUGUCCUCGACUACUAUAAGGUCCAAACUGUCAAUCGCUGAGCCAGACAUUCUACGGGAUGCGGCUACCUCUUCAAAGGUUAUCACCACCUCAACAAAUUCCACGCAGACUUCGAGUUAUAGGCCGACUGUAAAUAAUGAACACGUCUGCCAACAGCCAGCCCGAACUUCCUCCUUUAGUCACGAGUCCCCCAUCAACCAAUCGCAAACAACUACCCCCGUCCACCUGUUCUUGGUACCUGGAGAAAACAAUCCGACUCCAGCACAGCCCUUCAGCGUAGCAUCAUCCAAGAACACGCAGCAACCGAUUCCAGCCUUUAAUGGUCCGGAUUCAUCUUUACUUGAAGGCGUGCCCACGACAGGUCAGACCUCUUCUCCGGCCACUUACGAAUGCGGGGAACCCUGCGGUCGAGAUGAGGCUAGAGACCUGCCUAGUCAAGGCUCCUCUACACCGAAACUCAGGGACGACAAAGAGGAUAUAUCGGCAUAUUGCACGUUCCAGGGUAUUGUCUCGAAUGAGGGCGACCAUCCUGCGCCAUGCGCUGAAGGAACUAUAGGUGUGAAAGCGGGAGAAGACCACUGCCUGAAGACAGGACCAACGGUCACAUCUGCGACUUGUGAUUCAAUCACCGUCCAAUGCUCAUCUCAGACGAAAAAUCAAGAGAAUACUUCGUGUGUUGCUGACACGAGACGAUGUGGUGCGCUGGGGACUGCGUGUGACACUUGCUCAAUACCGUCAGAUGACUGCGGGGCAUGUACAAGCACGGCGCCUAAUGAUUGUCCCCCGGCCGAUGAACAGUUAGCACAAGCUGCUACUACCGAUUGCGCCUAUAAAUGUCCUUCGACCAUGGACUCCAAACCAUGCUGUCCUGAACCUAAGGGACCUCCUUCAGAGCCCUGUAGUGACGUCAUCAAGAAAUCGUGUUCAAGCGAUUGUUGUCCUGCACCAUGCACUGAAGGAACCCCAGGUGUGAAAGCUCAAGAAGGCGAUCGCAUGAAGGCAGGAUCAACGGUCACUUGCAGUGUAACCUGUGAUUCAAAGACCGUCCAAUGCUCAUCUCAGACGGAGAAUAGCACUUCAUGUGCUGCUACUGACACGAAGCGAUGUGAUGCGCGGGACACCUACUCAAUGCCGUCGAAUGAUUGUGGGGCAAGCACAACCGCGGCGCCUAAUGACUGUCCCCCGGCCGAUGAACAGUUGGCACAAACUGCUGCUACCGAUUGCGCAUACAAAUGUACUUCGAUCAUGGACUCCAAACCAUGCUGUCCUGAACCUAAGGGACCUCCAUCGUACGUGUCAUACAUUUUAAGGCUUUAUAUUGUAAUAAAAUCCGUGCAGAGAGCCCUGUAGUGACGUCAUCAAGAAAUCGUGUGCAAGCGAUUGUUGUCCUGCGCCAUGCGCUGAAGGAACCCCAGGUGUGAAAGUACGAGAAGGCGAUUGCACGAAGGCAGAACCUACAGUCACAUGCAAUGUGACUUGUGAUUCAAACACUGUCCAAACUUCAUCUGCUGCUGACACGAAGCAAUGUG